This is a messenger RNA of Sesamum indicum (sesame), 2240 nucleotides long. RefSeq names its product protein LIKE EARLY STARVATION, chloroplastic. Gene Ontology annotation, cellular component: starch grain; chloroplast stroma. Gene Ontology annotation, biological process: regulation of starch metabolic process; starch metabolic process. NCBI's taxonomy places the organism in Eukaryota, Viridiplantae, Streptophyta, Magnoliopsida, Lamiales, Pedaliaceae. The record is from RefSeq and is a predicted model, not a curated record. Gene Ontology annotation, molecular function: starch binding.
CAAGGAGGACUGUCAAAAUAUCUUCUUUUCAGUUAGAGAGCUACAUAACUGGAUUUAGAGUCAGUUUGGAAGUUAUUUUUUCAGUUGGAGUUUUCAUUUGGGUUUGUUAUGGCCGUUUUUUGCUUAACUAUUUGCUCCAAUUUUACCCAAAAACGCUCUACUUCAUUGUGCGACUGCUUUAUUUCUUUUUCCCGUCGAUAAUCGGAAUAGUCGGGGUUCUGGAUUUCCGUUAAAUACUGCAACUUUUCUGCGUCAUCCCGAAUCCAGAGACAGCAGUCAGUAGUCAGCAGCAUCUCAACUUUCCUUCAAUCCCACGGAAAUCUUUUCCAUUUCCCGAAACCCGGAUGCCACUCCAAGUUCAGAUCAAGCUUCAUCUGUUCAAAUCCACCGUAACCCCUGCCGCCCCAUCUCUCUCUCCAAUGGCUACUCAUUUCAACCCAACUUACACUCGCUCCAAGCCACGCGCCGCCGACCUGCCGCUGCAUCACCGCAAGAUUCCGCACUUGUUUUUCUUUUUCACGCCUUGCGGGUCCAAGCAGCUUCUGAGGAAUUGUAACAGUACUAUAAGCAUUUCAAGAAUCAAGGCUACCGGUUGGGAAGGAGACUCGUACUUGGACAUGUGGAGAAAGGCGGUGGAGAGCGAGAGGAAGUCCGCUGAGUUCGAAAAAAUGGUGGAAAACUCUGCUCGAGAUAAUGAGGGGAAAGAAGAGAGUGAUGAAGAAUUUGAGAGGAGAAACAGUGAGUUCCAGAAACUUCUGGAGGUUUCUCCGGAGGAAAGAGACAGGGUGCAGAGAAUGCAGGUGAUUGAUCGAGCCGCCGCAGCUAUAGCGGCAGCGAGAGCGUUGCUUCACGAGGAGGCUUCCAGUGAGGUGAGAGUUGAGAAGAUGGAGGAUCCAGAGGGAGGGAUGCGGAGUCACAGCUUAUUCCUGCCUCAAUCAGGUAACUCUGGUACUGGAACACCAGGUCCAAGUUUCUGGGCCUGGACACCUCCCCCGAGCGAUGAUGAUGAUAUUUUUGCUGAGAUUGAAAUAAAGCCAGCUUCUCCCCCACCAACACGGAGCAUCCCUGUACUCGAACUGGAACGAGGUCAAGAUUCUUUGACGAUCCCAUUUGAGUCAUCAAUGCUUCAAAAUUCACUUCCCCCUUUCCAGUCAGUUGUGGAAGUUGAGAAGGAGGAACACGAAAUCGACCUUCAAUUUUCAGAACAUGCAGCUGAAGCAGCAGAUGCGCUGAGUAAAGGGGAUGAAGCAUCAUCUCAAGGUGUAAAUCCUGAUGGAUCAAGGUGGUGGAAGGAGAUAGGGGUAGAACGAAGACCUGAUGGGGUCCUCUGUAAAUGGAUAGUGACGAGGGGUGUUAGUGCUGAUAAAACUAUUGAGUGGGAAAACAAAUAUUGGGAAGCUGCGGAUGAAUUUGGUUAUAAGGAGCUUGGUUCUGAGAAAUCUGGACGAGAUGCUGUAGGAAAUGUUUGGCGUGAAUUCUGGAGAGAAUCGAUGAUGCAGAAUGAGGGACUUGUGCAUUUCGAGAAAACAGCAGAUAAGUGGGGAAAGAACAUUCAAGGGGAUGAGUGGCACGAGAAAUGGUGGGAGCAUUAUGAUGCUUCUGGACAAGCUGAGAAGUGGGCUCACAAGUGGUGCAGCAUCGAUCCAAACUCUCCUGUGGAGGACGGCCAUGCUCAUGUUUGGCACGAGAGAUGGGGUGAGAAGUACGAUGGGCAAGGGGGCAGCACAAAAUACACCGACAAAUGGGCCGAGCGCUUUGAAGGAGAUGGCUGGGCAAAAUGGGGAGAUAAAUGGGACGAGCAUUUUGAUCCCAACGGCCAUGGGGUAAAGCAAGGGGAGACCUGGUGGGAAGGUAAACAUGGGGAUCGUUGGAACCGAACAUGGGGUGAGGGCCAUAACGGCACCGGAUGGGUGCACAAGUACGGUAAAAGCAGCAGCGGUGAGCAUUGGGACACGCAUGUUCAGGAAGAAACUUGGUAUGAAAGAUUCCCGCAUUUUGGUUUCCGUCAUUGCUUUGAGAACUCAGUUCAGCUACGGGAGGUCAAGAAACCAUCGGAAUGGUCGUAAAAAAGAGUAUGCUGCUUACAAUCUUCUGCAUUGCUGAGGCCGUAGAUGAAGCUAUACCAGCUUAGAUUGUAUAGAUAUACAGUGUUGCACGUUACUUUUUCAGCUGUAAUACAUUGAGAGCGUUUGAAUCUCUGGUAUUGAGAAAUAAAAAUCUAUCUCGGUGUUCAAUGUUCA